UUACGCUUAUAUAUAAAUCGGUAAGCCUUUUAAUCAAUUUAGUACCGCACUUCAACUUGGUUUCCGGCAGGAGCGUCUACAGCGUGCCUACAGUUUUCGACGGCUUCUAAUUCUGUAAAAUGGAAAAGCUUCUGUUCUUUCUCGGAGUGGUAGCCGUGGUUGCUGCUGAUAACACGCGUGUUGAAUUCAAGUUGUACAAUUAUACAAGCAGCGGUACUUUACACAAUGGCGAUAAGUGCGAUAUCGGAACCCACUGUGAUCCUCGCCUGAAAGGUUACGUUGAUACCGAGAAGCCCGACGCUCCGUGGCCGGGACCACUCCCCAUGGAAAAGUGGGCUUUGAUCUACGAGGGUCUCGAUAUUGCCAAUACCGCCCGUCUGAAUAAAAUUGUAUCCCGUGAUUUCUGCGCUUCUCCCUACAAGAAGUCGAAUUUGCGUGUUCAGGUGGACGAAAUUGAUCCAACCCGUGUUGACAAAAUGGAGCAGUUUAUGUGUUUGAGCGGAAGAGAUGUUGCCCGUAGUGAAAGAUCUGCUGAGUGGUCAGACCCGAAAUCCUGUGAUGCCCAUUAUUUCCCACGCAAAAAUAAGCUCCUCUACAGCUGGCGAGCAUACCCGAUUUCUUCAUCUGCUUGUGGCAAGACCCUUUAAAAUGUUGACCGCUCUCAAAUCGCAUCAUUGUAAAUGUGAAGUGCACUGCGUAGAAUUGUGCCAUAUUAAAAUUCUGAUGACACGAAUUUCUGAACACGCUUUGGUGGUUUUCAUUUGCGGGUAAUAAAAUCAGGAUGAAUAACAAAAUGAAA
Messenger RNA from Paramacrobiotus metropolitanus, 799 nucleotides. RefSeq lists its product as uncharacterized. Lineage: Eukaryota; Metazoa; Tardigrada; Eutardigrada; Parachela; Macrobiotidae. The record is from RefSeq and is a predicted model, not a curated record. The coding region runs from base 120 to 647 and encodes 175 amino acids. The transcript has 6 exons.